This is a messenger RNA of Gasterosteus aculeatus aculeatus (three-spined stickleback), 2516 nucleotides long. Lineage: Eukaryota; Metazoa; Chordata; Actinopteri; Perciformes; Gasterosteidae. The record is from RefSeq and is a predicted model, not a curated record.
CCUUCCCUCCCCCACCUCCUCCACUCCAAUCCGCUCUCGCUCCUCUCCACCACCACCAUAAUUACAUACUCCCUCUCCACGCCACUUCUCCUCUCCUCUUUUCCUCCUCAACCCUGCUCUUUCUCCUUCAACAUGUCCUCUUUCUCCUCCUCUCCCCUGUUGCCCCCCGCCAACUCCACUUUUCCCUCUCGUCUCCUGCUCUUCUCCUCCCUUUCAUGCGUUUUUUUCCUCUCCUUGCCGCUCUCUUGUCUGUCCUGCUACGCCCCCUCUCUCCCCACUCAUUCAUCAUGCUCACUCCUCCUCCCCCUGCUCCUAUUCCUCUCUCCCUUCCCCCCAAGCUCCCCUCUGCUCCUGUUCCCCCCUCUGCUUCUCCAAUCCUCUCCCUCCUCCUUCUCAUCUCCCACUUCUCCACCCUCUUCUCUCCUCCAACUCACUCCUGGCGUUCCAAUCAUCUCCUCCCACUUCUCCCCCCCCCCCUUCAUAUUCUAUUAUAUCUCCUUCCUGUCUCCCGGUGGCCCCCCUCUCUCCUACCUCCUCCCUCCUGCUCUCCUUCCUCUUUCACCUACCUCCCACCAUUCGCUCAUCUUCCUCUCUUCUCCACAGGAGGCAAGUCAAAGAAGGGCCCGGCAGCAGUCUAUGGAAAAGGCUGGCCUGGAGGUGUGUGGGAGGAAAGAGGAGGAGGAGGAGUUGGUGGUGGAGGAGGAGGAGCAGGAAGAAGAAGAAGAAGGGCAGGAGCUGUGGGGAUGGUGGCAGGACCAGGAGGAAGAGGAAGAGGAAGAGGGGGGAAGGAGGCCAGGGAGAUGUACCUCAUCCAGUUCCCCGGGGAUGAAGCAGACGAGGGAGGGAUGAUGGAGGACGAGGAAGGGGAGGGCAGCCUCAGCGGUGAGGGGGAGGAGACUGCCAACAUCAAAGAGGAGUUUGCACAAACAGAGACUUAUCAACCCGCCUCCCUCCAGCUAAUCAGGGAGGCUUUGAAGAUGGACCCACCCAUCCAGAACCUCCACGCGUGCUCCAGAGCCCAAAGCAAAGGGGACCUGUCGGAUCGUCCCUCGAGCCUUCAUUCAGGAGCGAGAGACGAGGACUGGGAGUCGGACUCCGCCGAGCCGUCGGAGGGGGGCAUGACCAUGGACGAGCUGAGGGGUCUGGAGUCUGCACUGAGGGCCGAGAGAGGCCGCGAACAGGCCGCCCUGACGACUCCCGAGCCCGUCAGCCCCGACUCGGAGGCAGAGCAAGGCAGCGAGGGAAGCCUGGCGCCCAAGUACAUCGGUCUUGACGGAAUGGAGCAGGACGAAGAGCUGGAGCCACCCACCCUGCAGAGGGAGGAGCAGACCGGGCGAGGACGGGCGAAGGACGUGGAGAUGGCCGCAGGGGAGCCGAGGUCGGGCUGGUCGAAGAGGUCAAGGGAGGACGACUCUGCCGCCUCCGUGUCAGGCGAGGACGCGGCGGAGCAGGGCGAGCCGGCGCACCUGCCCCACCUGUGUGCUCCGGGAAGCGUCGGCGAGAGCGUAGGGGAGGAGGAGGGCGGCGGGGACCUGCUCCAUUUCUGCCCGCAAUGCGGAGGAGGCUUCACCUCACAGGCGGAGCGCGAGGAGCACCCCUGUCCACUGGGAGAAUCCCAUUUGCAGGACAGCGGGGAGGACGUCCUCCACCCGUGUGCCCACUGCGGCACCACGUUCAGCCACGCCUGGGCCCUCAAGAACCACGAGUGCGCGUGCGCCGCCGAGAGGCCGCACUGCUGCGAGAUCUGCGGGAAGCGCUUCACGCACUCGCGCUCUCUGGAGCGGCAUCAGCUGGUGCACACGGGCGAGAGGCCGCACCGGUGCCCUCAAUGCGGACGCAGCUUCAGCCGCCUGGGCAACCUGGAGCGACACCAGCGGAUUCACACCGGCGAGCGUCCGUACGGGUGCGAGGCGUGCGGGAAGCGCUUCAGCCGCGUGGAGUACUUAAAGAGACACCAGCUCAUACACACCAGUGAGAAGGCGGCGCUCCAGUGCUCCAACUGCGGGAGCGGCUUUAGUGACCUGGAGCAACUGAAGAACCACCAGUGUUUUUAAGAGCCUCUCCUCUAAACGUCCCACAGAACUGGAAAGAAAAGGCGGGGGGGGGGUUUAAUUGAAUGUGGUAGAGCUCAUGGAUUGAUGCCAGUCAAUGGUGGAUGCUCAUGCUAUUCUCAGUGAUCGGAGCACGUUCGGACUUUAAAACGAAGAAGCAGAUACACGUGUGGACAAUUUGUGUUGAGUAAAUGUAGAAGGCAAAUGGCAAAUUAACAGGAAGUCAGUUUAUACUUGGUGUUUCUCUAUUUUUUUCUUCUACAGCCUUUUUUGAUUUGAGGUGUACAAAGCUUGUAAUUAUUUAUAUGACCGAGUCGUACAUUUGUCAUUUUUAUCAAAAAGCCUCUCAAAUAUGGCAACUGGUGCCCUUGUUUUUUGCCAGACAAUAAAAUAGACAGCUUGGUAUUUUAUGUUUCGUGUUUUGGCCAUAUCAUUACGAAAUAAAUAUUUCAAUUUAUCACAAGG